Molecule: messenger RNA, 1788 nt
Organism: Aegilops tauschii subsp. strangulata
Lineage: Eukaryota; Viridiplantae; Streptophyta; Magnoliopsida; Poales; Poaceae
Product: serine/threonine-protein kinase GRIK1
Biological process (GO): intracellular signal transduction; protein phosphorylation
Cellular component (GO): cytoplasm
Molecular function (GO): ATP binding; protein serine/threonine kinase activity
Source: RefSeq, a predicted model, not a curated record
CCCCCCUUGCGACCACCAACGUGCCGCCCCGUGCUCCUCCCGACGCGCUUCCCCCCACCCUGCUGCCCCGCCCCAACCCACCCACCAUCCAACUCUCCACGUCCCCUCCGCCGCGCCCUCCUCAACAACAACCUCAAUUGCGGCACGACGGUGAUCCAGCGGCGACGGCGUGCUCGAGCGGCGACUGCGACGACGGCAUCGGAAGACACGCGUGGAUUUCUGGUGCGCGGCUCCUUCUGAAUGGCAGACCUCACGGACAUGGGCUGCUGCAGCUGUUUCAGUUUCCUAAGGAAGCCCAGCGUGAAGGUAGGUCGGCCUCGGGACACUGAUGGCAUGUUGUCCAAAGAUUUGUUGAAGCGCCAGACUAGUGAAGAUUUCGAUGGGAGCUUCUACACUGGAGAUGAUCCUGACCUAAGCUUUUACAAUGGGGAUGGCAUUGAUAGAAGCUUCUUUAAUGGUGAUGAUCCUGAUAGAAGUUUCUAUGAAAGAGAUGGUACUGAUUAUAAUCAUGAAAGUGACGAUGAGCCCCCACGGAAGAGGUCUGAAGAUAUUAUUCUGACAAGGGCUCAAAGUGGCUUUGCAUGUAGAGAAAGCCUGGUUAAGGAGACUAAAAAAGUUGUUCGCUCAGAGGACGAUCUUGGCAAUAAGAUGAUCAAUCAGUAUGUUCACCUGGGCAAGAUCGGUGCUGGAAGCUAUGGCAAAGUGGUUCUAUACCGAAACAUUGAAGAUGGGAAGUUAUAUGCAGUGAAGGUGCUGAAUAAACCUCACAUGAUGAAAGUACGUGUCGUACGGUCAGAAACCGCCAUGACAGAUGUUAUUCGGGAAGUAUCCCUCAUGAAAAUGUUGAGUCAUCCCAAUAUCGUAAAUCUCAUUGAGGUGAUUGAUGAUCCAAACUCAGAUAAAUUCUACAUGGUUCUUGAGUAUGUGGAAGGAAAAAUUGUGUGGGAUAAAGGUAUAGGAGAAGCUACUUGCAGAAAGUACUUGCGGGACAUUAUUUCUGGUGUUAUAUAUCUUCACUCUCAUAACAUUAUUCAUAGUGAUAUUAAACCAGAUAAUCUCUUGGUCACAAGUACUGGCAAUGUGAAGAUAGGGGACUUCAGUGUUAGCCAGAUUUUUGAGGAUGAUGAUGAUAUGCUUCGGAGAUCUCCAGGCACUCCUGUUUUCACUGCACCGGAGUGCUGUCAAGGUUCAGCUUACCAUGGUAGAGCGUCUGAUACAUGGGCAGUCGGUGUUACUCUGUAUUGUAUGAUUACUGGGCGCUAUCCAUUUCUAGGAGAAACUUUGCAGGAAACAUACGACAAGAUUGUCAAUGAUCCAGCGGAUAUACCCAGUAACGUGAGCCCCCAACUUGUUGAUUUGCUGGAAAGGCUUCUCUGCAAAGAUCCCGGAGACCGUAUCACCCUGGAAGCUGCGGCUGCGCAUCCUUGGGUUGCUGGGGAUGAGGGGCCAGUCCCCGAAUACAUGUGUAGAUGUGGUUUUGGCCGCAGGAAGAGAAAUGGUUCACAAGAAGCAGUACAAUAACACAAAGAGUCGUUCAGAACCGGUUGUUGGGUGGUUUAGUGUAGUGUAGAUAACUGAUCAAAGCGAAAACUGGCGAGACGGACGAUGACUGAUGUGUUUCUCUCUUUCCCCUUUUAACUUUUGCGUUGGUUUGGUGGCUUGGUGCUCGGCUGAAUUUUUUGGGUACAUAAUAGAGUGCAAUCUGGUUCCCCGUUCAGUUCCUUCUUUCUGUAUGUACGUACGAUAAACAUCAUAUUGCAAAGCUUAUACGCCUUACGUUGUUGUGUA